AUGUUGAUUCUGAAAUCAGCAGAGAUUGAUCGAAAUCAAAAUGAACGUCGAGGACUCAAGGCUCUUGACUUCGUCGGAAGAUUACGUGGUCAUUUCAAACUCUUCGCUUUGAUUAUUUGUCUCUGCCAUGGUGACAACAUCUUCGCCUUCGAUGCGAUUUUCUCGAACUCGCCUAAGUUCAAGAUUCCGUUUCAGUUCGAUGAAAACGAAUUGAAGAAGAUCGGUGCGAAGGAAAUCGAGCUUUAUACGUCCGACAAUCAGGGAGCCAGCUGGCGCUUGCACGAAGCUGUCUCACCUCAAGAGAGUGGUUUCAUCUACGAAGCUGUCAGCGAUGGGGAGCACUGGUUCUCGGUCAGGACCAAGACCGAAAGUGGUCUGACUUACCCGGCUGGACCUCAUCAAGCUGGUUUGAAAGUGAUCGUUGACACCGUUCAACCGGAGCUGGAACUGGAUGUUUCCGAGAUCGAGUCUGGGAAGAUCAAACUUUCCUGGAACGUCAUCGAGAAAAAUCCUCAGAUUGAAUCAUUGCAUCUAGAAGUUCAUCGUCCUCAGCAGGGCCGAUGGGAAGCGGUUGAAUUUGAGAAAACCGUUCGAGGAGAGACUCUCUGGAAUGUUUCUCGGGCUGGACUCGUUGAAGUUCGCGGCUCAGUCCGGGAUGCAGCUGGCAAUCAGGCAGAGAUUGCCACUCAAACCAUUGUGGCUGGCAAUUUGUCUGAAGAAGCCCCUCAGCAAAGUCGGUCCAGGCCAAUUGCUUCAAAUGCAGAGCAGAGUGCAACGAUGCUUUCGAAUCAGCCAGUUGAGUUGGAAGUCAAUGAAUCCAAGCCCAAGUCGAUAUUAACGAGCAAGCCCUCUGGAACAGCUGAUCUCGUCUUGCCUCAGCAUCUGAAAGAGGUGACUCCGGAUCGGAGCCGCAUCGACCAUCAGUCAGUCAUGCCACAGUUGGAAGAGAAAAUCAGUGGUGUGACGCCGCCUGAGCGGGAAACUCCUCAGGUUGCGACUCUGCGACAACUCACGCCACCAGAUGUUCCAGUGAAAGAGUUCUUUCCCGAAAAGAAGCCAUUGGUUCUGGUUCCCAACUCAAAGCCUGGUUUGAAACAGCUGAAGCCAGUCGAACCACUACAGAAUAUGGAAAGUCUGCUGGAGCAGCCGAAACCAACGAAGGUUCGAAAAAACCACCUUGUGAACUCGACGACGUUUCGCAUUGCCUAUGAAAUCGAAGACGUCGGACCUUCGGGAGUGUCGAAAAUUGAACUUUUCAUCACCGAAGAUCAGGGGAAAACCUGGUUUCAUUACGGGAGCGAUUCGGACAAUGUCUCCCCCAUGGUCGUCUCUGUUCCUAAAGACGGUGACUAUGGGUUCUCCUUCCGCAUUCGAAACGGUGUUGGCCUGAUUGCCACACCUCCACAACCGAAUGAUCAACCAGAAAUCCUGGUGACAGUUGAUCAAACGGCUCCACAGGCCGAGCUGUACUCGGUGAAGCAAGGGAAGUUUGGCAAUCAGGAUCAAGUGGUCAUUGAAUGGGCUGCCAAAGACCGCGAACUUGACGAGUAUCCAAUUGCUCUCUACUACGCGACCCAGGAGACCGGCCCCUGGGAACUGAUCAAGGGGUGGACAGCCAAUACGAAGCGACUGGACUGGACGAUCCCUGAUGUGAUUGAGAAGAAUUUCUAUAUCCGCCUGGAUGUGCGAGAUGCCGCAGGCAACAUCACUCGGAUCGACGGUGAUCAAGCCUAUACCAUUGAUCGCUCCCGCCCGAAGGCCAAGAUCACGGACGUUGAAUCGUUGAAGGUUCAACCGAAGUAA
Messenger RNA from Durusdinium trenchii, 1803 nucleotides. Lineage: Eukaryota; Dinophyceae; Suessiales; Symbiodiniaceae. The record is from the annotation of a GenBank genome assembly.